AUGUCAUUGGAGAACCAAGAAGAGAUGGUAGAACAGUCGUGGUUGUCGUUGAUGCCAGUGGGCCUGGGCUUCCUCAAGAUCGACGACCAUGACCAGUAUGUCUUGCCUCGGCCUCUCGCCAGGGUUGAAGGAGGUGUGCAAGUCGACAACAUGUAUGGCAUGGCAGCCUUCCAUCAGCUGCAUUGCCUGAAUCUCAUCCUCCGCUCAUACAUGAGAUAUCAGCAUGGUGUCGCUCAGCCCGAGACACUCCAAGAGCGCCAUAUAUUCCACUGCUUCGACUACAUCCGCGUAGCUUUGAUGUGCUAUGGUGACACAGCACUUGAGGGAGCAGAUCCUGGAGAUGAAGGCCUCCAUGGAACAGAAGGCUGGGGAGUCACCCAUGUUUGCAUAGAUUGGGAUGCGCUGUUUGACAUGGCGGUUGACAGAGCAAGGCCGUUGGAUGAUUUGGGGAGAGAACUUGGUAUCUUCCCGUGA
Molecule: messenger RNA, 474 nt
Organism: Fulvia fulva
Lineage: Eukaryota; Fungi; Ascomycota; Dothideomycetes; Mycosphaerellales; Mycosphaerellaceae
Product: Oxidase ustYa
Exons: 3
Coding region: 1-474 (157 amino acids)
Biological process (GO): mycotoxin biosynthetic process
Source: RefSeq, a predicted model, not a curated record